CGUCCAUAUAGAUAGCGGCCCCUCCCAACAAAAUUGACUUGAAUUUGAAAUUUGACUCGGCAGUCCGCACCGGAUUCCUUCCGUUGCGGACGGACGGUUGGUUUUUGCUUUUCAUGCGCCUCCACUUCCCACCCAAACCACCACCACGCCCGCACGCCGCCACCUCGGCUCGACGGCUCGGCGCCGGACACUUUCCCCGCCGCGGCGCCGCCCAUGGCGACCCCGUCGUCCCACGGCAUCCCCCUCCGCGCGCUCCUCCUCGUGCUGCCCCUGCUCUCCAUCCUCAUCGUCUUCCAGCUCCUCCACCGCCCGGCUCCCCUGCCCCCACCGCUCCUCCGGACGCACGCCGACGCGGCGGCGUCGCACUCACACCGCGCGGAGGAGGAGCCGAGUUCCCCUCCACUCACCUCCAACGUACCGCCGCCCCCGGCGCCGAAGCCGGAGGAAUCAUCAUCGGAGCCGACGUCCCUGCGCCACGUGGUGUUCGGAAUCGCCUCCUCCAAGCGCACGCUGCCGCUCCGGCUCCCCCUGCUCCGCCUCUGGCUGCGCGCCCCCGCGCGCGCCUUCCUCUUCCUCGACGCGCCGGCGCCGCACGCGGACGCGGACGCGCGCGACCUCCCUCCCGGACUCGCCCUCCGCGUCUCCGCCGACGCGUCACGCUUCCCCUACACGCACCCGCGCGGCCUCCCCUCGGCCGUCCGCGUCGCGCGCAUCGCCGGGGAGCUCGUCUCCGCGCUCAAGCAGGAGCGGGAGGAGGAGGAUGUGCGGUGGCUCGUGCUCGCCGACGACGACACCGCCUUCGUGCUCCCGAACCUGGUCCACACGCUGCGCAGGUACGACCACCGCGAGCCCUGGUACCUCGGCGCGCGCUCCGAGUCCGCGGCGCAGAACGCGUGGCACGGCUUCGCCAUGGCUUACGGCGGCGGCGGCAUCGCCGUCAGCUGGCCACUCGCGCGCCGCCUCGCGCGCGUGGUCGACUCCUGCGUCCUCAGGUACCCGCACCUCUACGGCAGCGACGCCAGGAUCUAUGCCUGCCUCGCCGAGCUCGGCGUCGAGCUCACCCACGAGCCAGGCUUCCACCAGAUCGAUCUUCAUGGCGAUAUUUCUGGGCUCCUAAGAGCACAUCCUCUUUCCCCUUUAGUUUCACUGCACCAUCUCGAUCAUGUGUAUCCUCUUUACCCUGGUAUGGAUCGGACCAGAGCAAUGCAACAUUUCUUCCAAGCAGCUGAUACUGAUCCAGCCAGGAUUCUGCAACAAACAGUGUGCUACGACCAAAAAAAUUCUCUUACAGUAUCAGUCUCUUGGGGCUAUUCAGUCCAGGUGUUCAAAGGCAAUGUGCUGCUCCCUGACCUCCUUGCUGUUCAAAAAACCUUUGUACCAUGGAAGAGGGGUCGCAAUGUUACAGAUGUGUAUAUGUUUGACACCAAACAUUACCCUAGAGAUGAGUGCAAAAGAGGAGCUCUUUUCUUCCUGAAAAGCAUUACUUCAGGGGAAGGCAAGACUAAGACAGAAUCCACUUACAAUAGACAGCCACCUAGGAAAUGCCCGCCUGACUUGAUCCCACUGAAGAAUCUGCGUCUGAUAAAGGUCACAUCAGAACGACUGCAGCUGGCUCCUGGGAAGGCCUUAAGACGCCAUUGUUGUGACAUUGCACCUUCUUCAUCUGAUAAUAACAUAGACAUUAACAUCAGAAAAUGUGAAGAUGAUGAGCUCAUCGCGAUGCAUUCAUAGCAGUUCCUUAUUACUGCUAUCGUUGGAGCAGGCCAUCAUUCACAUCAACUCUGCCCUGACACCAAGCCAUGCACUGUGGAUCAUCAUGGAUGAACACCAUACAUUCAUAGUAUAGCCACACAGGAGACAGAGAAAAUGCAGAUACAGAGGCAGUAUAGACAGACACAGAUCAGUUAACAAAAUGCAGAUACAGAUGGGGUAUAGACGGACACGGAUCAGUUUAGCAUUUUUUUAUUUUUUAUUUCCUUUCAGAAAAAAAAACAGAGCUGGGGCAUCAGGAUUUGAGUGUUCCAUAGUCUGACAUGUAAUAACAUCAAGUAGUCGUAUUUACAAGAUAAAGUUCCUUCCAUUUUAUACAGCUUAUUCAAAUCUC
Molecule: messenger RNA, 2104 nt
Organism: Sorghum bicolor (sorghum)
Lineage: Eukaryota; Viridiplantae; Streptophyta; Magnoliopsida; Poales; Poaceae
Exons: 4
Coding region: 214-1731 (505 amino acids)
Molecular function (GO): acetylglucosaminyltransferase activity
Source: RefSeq, a predicted model, not a curated record